AUGAUCGGUCAUUGGCAAUUUGAAAAUGCAUCAAAAUUAGGACACGAUUCGACCGGCAUCAUCAGCGAUGAUCGGCUCUCUCUGACUGGUCAUCCGCAACAAGAAACAUGCUUUCUCGGUCCAUGUCUUCUUCUCGACGGUCGUUCAUCGAUUAAUAUUCCCGUUCAUGAUAUUCGACAAUAUCAAACCGAUACAUUUUGUGUAUCGCUAUGGCUCAUGGACACUUAUCCAGGAGGCAUCAGAUGGCGAACAGCUAUCGGCUCUUGGCAGCAUCCAUUCAAUGCUUGGCUUCAUUUGGGUGUCAAUCUUUGUCGUGUACUUGAAAAUCAAGUAAUGAUAUCAAACGGUUCUGUAUAUUUCUUUUGUGGUGCUCCGCAUCGUAUGAUAAAAAUACUUGGUAUCAUGUUGUGGCUCAAGUUUCUCGUAAUAGGCAACAAUUAUUUGUUGAUGGUCAACUUCAAUGUAAUGUUGAUAUGACUCGAAGAACUGAUGGUGUCAUUGAUUUUCCUCAAUACUACCAUUAUGAAGAACGAUGGUAAGAUCAACAGAUACAAAUGCCUCUCACAUUGCAUAUUGGUGUCAAGAUGACAAUGGAAAAUUUCUGGCAUGGAUGCAUUGCCGAUGUUGCAAUAUUCGAUCGAUGGCUCGACCCGAUCGAAAUUCAAAUUAUUUGGAAGCAGCGUGUUCCACUGACUAAAUUGAACACUAUGGGUCAAUACAUUUUGAAUAAUCUUCAAAGUCUACAAUCAUUUACUUGACAAUUAACUGAUAUUUCAAGUCCCAGAUCAAGAAGUACAGGCCGAUUUCGGCAGAAAAACACUGGAAACCACUGAAAAAUGAAAGCAGUAUUCUGGCCUAAAAUUUUUCGAUGAUUUUCAUUCGGUGCCUGCCGAAAAGCACUGAAAGCUGACAGGAAUCCUUCAGGAAAUAUUCAACCAAUUUUCGACCGGAAUACUGCUUCCAUAUUCCAGCGAUUUUCGGUGUUUUACUGCAGGAUACGGUGACUUUUCCGCAUCUUUCGUGCCAACUUCUGCGGAAUCCGGUGGCUGGAAUCUUUGAACUGGAGUAAUUUCAAAAACAAACAUCAGUGAUAAUUAUACCAAAGAUGAUUGUUGUUCCUGAUCAUUUGUUCUUGAUGGAUUUUAAAAAAAUAAUUUGAAAUCGAAUAGGAUUCGUACAUUGAAAAGGAUAUGGGUGUGGGAUGUGGGUGGGAGUGGUUGUGGAUGUUCAGAAAAAGUUAUAUCCACAGCCACAGCCACAGCCACACCCAACUCUGCUCUAUCUAUGAUUAAAGCGGCAGAUCUCUAUCAUGU
This is a messenger RNA of Rotaria sp. Silwood1, 1313 nucleotides long. Lineage: Eukaryota; Metazoa; Rotifera; Eurotatoria; Philodinida; Philodinidae. The record is from the annotation of a GenBank genome assembly.